This is a messenger RNA of Funneliformis mosseae, 231 nucleotides long. NCBI's taxonomy places the organism in Eukaryota, Fungi, Glomeromycota, Glomeromycetes, Glomerales, Glomeraceae. The record is from the annotation of a GenBank genome assembly.
AUGAGACAAUUACGAGAAGAGAACGUUAAUUUGCUCAACGAGAUGAGGAACUUUGAUAGGUGGAAUUCCUUCAUAAAUAUUCUCGUAAUUGUUGUGUUGUUAAAUCCAAGUACCGACGACGAACAACCACGGCGGGUCGUACCACACCCCGAAGACAAUGAUGAACAACAAAAUGACUUAGAAAGAUUAACGCGCCAAAUUAGAGCAGACAUGGAAAAACGAAUGAAAUAA